Molecule: messenger RNA, 1557 nt
Organism: Abrus precatorius (Indian licorice)
Lineage: Eukaryota; Viridiplantae; Streptophyta; Magnoliopsida; Fabales; Fabaceae
Product: transcription factor TCP5-like
Exons: 2
Coding region: 248-1324 (358 amino acids)
Cellular component (GO): nucleus
Molecular function (GO): DNA-binding transcription factor activity; sequence-specific DNA binding
Source: RefSeq, a predicted model, not a curated record
AGGUUGAAGUCGAAACUUGAGGUCAUAUCUACUCAACUAAACAUUGAAGAGUUCAUUUUGGAAAGACUUGUACGGAGAUUCUUCUUCUUCUGCCUCCUCCAUUUCUUCUCUCUUUCAUGGCUAUGUUCAAAACCUUAGAAUAACAGUCGCCACACUUUCCUCUCUCACAUCGGGUUGCUUGCAGUGAAGGAGAAAAGGUUUUAUAGGAUGAUAUGAAGAAGGCAACAAUGAGAUUAUAGCUAAGAAGAUGAUUGAAAGUUCAAGUAGAGGUUAUGAAGGGAACCAACAACAAGAGGGUGAAUUCAUUAAAAUUGAGAAGUUAUCCAAGGCACCCUCGACCUCAAGACAAUGGUCAGCGUUCAGAAAUCCAAGAAUUGUGCGUGUCUCACGUUCUAUGGGAGGAAAAGAUAGGCACAGCAAGGUUUGCACCAUUAGGGGACUUAGGGACAGGAGGAUUAGGUUGUCUGUACCCACAGCAAUUCAGUUAUAUGAUCUUCAAGAUAGGCUUGGACUCAACCAACCUAGCAAGGUGGUAGAUUGGUUGCUUGAAGCCACCAAAUCUGAUAUUGAUAAGCUUCCACCACUUCAAAUUCCUCAUUAUUUUGCUCAAUUUCAUCAGCAAAACCUAUUGCCAGGUACAUCUCAUCAGUUUUCUCUUGGAGGCUUCUAUGAUGCUGCAAAUUCCACAUUUAUAAAGGAUGGGGGAAAUCAAAACCACAUGGCAAAGUAUUGGGAUAUUGAUUCACUAAAAGGCAAGGAAUUAGCUGAAAGUGCGUCCAUCUCCCAAAGAGGAAAGUGCUGGAUCAAAACAAAUGAACAAGAAAAUCAAGAUGGAGUUGGUGCCGGUACUCAUAAUAGAGAAGAGUCAGCACAGAGGUUCUUCCCCAUUGGAACUAACUCUUCUUUACCUGGUUUGUUAAACAAUGCCAUGACAUAUAACUCCUACCACCAUUCAGAGCCUUCAACUCUAUCUUUAUCCCAAUUUGGAAGCCAUGGAUUAUUUCCUUCUUAUCCAAACAGUGGCAGUGGUGUGCAAUUUUCAUCUUCUAGCUUGUCUGUACCAUCUGGUUCCCAGUUACUUUUUUGCCCACCAUCUGCUACACCAUCGGCUUUUUACUCAGUGGAAAGUGAUCCAAGACAGUCCAACAAUAAUAUUCAGAUCUCGAACUCAAGUUCCCAAAUCAUGAUGCCUCAUCCUCUCAUUCAAUCUCUUCAUUCAAUCAAUUCACCUCUAAGACUCCUUCCAACACCGUUUAGUUCCAAGCUUCUUGAUUCUGAUACUAAUAAUCGUAGCCCACCAGGUAAGGGUAGUACUCGUUCUUGAAGCUCCUCAUCAUGCAAACGCUUCAUCGGUGGUUUUCUUCAUAUCAAUCAAUCAAGACGCUAAAGCACAUAGUUUAAAAUUUCCACACUCAGCCGUGAAGGUGAUUUACCUUUGUAAGUAUGGCAAUGCUAUACAAUUACUAUACUAAUGUUUGAAUUAAUCCCUGUGGUUGCAAUACCUUGUUGACUAACCAUUAUGAGUACGAGGUAUAAUAAAAACAUUCAUAAGUUAUG